AUGUUAAGCGCCACCGCCGAUAAUCCGGCUCAGCCAUAUGCUGGCAUACCCCGAGCUUUGAUCACACCCGUCUUUCGAAUGGCCUGCCGUCUUCGUUUUAAAAAUCCCGAUGUUGAAACACUUUUGAAUUAUGUCAACACGCGGUUAGACAACACGGUCAUUUCAGCUCUCAUUGAAGCUGCUCUUCGACUGCUACCGCCCGAGAGCACCCCCGAAGGGAAAGCAAAGGCGAUAGAAAGAAUGCAGCAAAAGCAAGAGUGGGCGUUACUUCACGAAGUAUCUUUCAUCGACCAAGUGAGAGGAUUCGGCCAUCAAUUUUUGACGGAGAGUGAACAAAAGCAAAAACAACUAUGUCCAACGCCUGAUAUUCGAUUUCAUGAGCCAGUAUUGAUACAAGGGCACUUGUGCCACUGGAUCGAGUACAAAAGCUAUUUCGGCUUUAAAUCAAAUCCUUUCAUCACCUCGAAGGACAAAAAGCAAUUUAAGAGAUAUGCUUCUGAGCUUGGACCUGGCGCUGUUGUUUACAAGCUGGGCUAUGAAACUGAACACAUGACAGCGACUGAGAUUAAUUUCUUUCGCGAGGCGGAAGUGCUCCAUCUUCUUGGGAAAAUAGUCAGGGUUUAAAUCAAAAUGCGGGAGUAUACGAAGUUUUCGUUCUGAAAUUGUGUAUCUACCAGGAGGAGC
Messenger RNA from Aspergillus homomorphus CBS 101889, 684 nucleotides. RefSeq lists its product as uncharacterized. The record is from RefSeq and is a predicted model, not a curated record. The coding region runs from base 1 to 624 and encodes 207 amino acids. The transcript has a single exon. Lineage: Eukaryota; Fungi; Ascomycota; Eurotiomycetes; Eurotiales; Aspergillaceae.